Messenger RNA from Amoebophrya sp. A25, 1221 nucleotides. Lineage: Eukaryota; Dinophyceae; Syndiniales; Amoebophryaceae. The record is from the annotation of a GenBank genome assembly.
AUGAAUUUAUUAGAGUUUGUACUACCAACUGUACUUAACUAUAAUUUGAAAAGCAAAAGCAAAGUAUUCGAUGCAGAUGAAGCCUUCGGAGGACGCGCGGAGCUUCCGCAUUAUGGCAAAGCCAGUAGAAAAUCUUUCCCUUUACUUACAUUCCUUUCUUUAAAAAUAUAUUCUGCACACAUUUUUCGUCCUACUUGUUAUUUCGCAUCAAGUAAUAAUAAUAUACCAUUUAAUUCCAAUUUUCAAUUUACAAGAUUUGUAUAGACCCAGAACAGAGAAAACUCAAUUAUUUCAUCCUCGUUGUCGCAUUAGAUGCAUUCAAAGCUUAGCUAGAUGUUCAAAAAUUAAGAAAGCAGAUGGAAUACAGCGCUUCGCGUUAUCUACAACCGCUUUGGUUUUAUCAUGUUGAGGCGCAGUCCUUCGUCAUAAAAAAGCGAACUCCAACCAUCUAUUUCGACAAGACCGACACAUCGGCGCCAAGGGAGACAGCAUAUCACAUCAACAGCAGUGAUAAAGAUCAUGAUGUUAUUCAUAGUGCGUAUUUCUAUUAAAUGGACCGCAGGACGAGUGCGAAUGCGAACAUCACUUUUGUGUCAGCCUUCUUCAUCCUCGAUAGAUUCAUUUAAACACCUCGCACGACAUUGACGCUAGUUCAUGCACCUGGCAUUCUUUGAACUCACAGUUUUAUGAUCUUCCACACAUCAGCAGCCACUUCUAACAAGCUCUUGAACCUAAGUCACUCAUCAAAAGGCGAGGAUUUGUCUUAUAGAGAACUUGUUCGUUCCAUCCAAAGACUGACCUGUGUAUCAUAUUUACAGUACUUAUUUAACACACUCAUCUCAUUCCCUUCCAACUUGAAAUUGAAUUUGCCCACCUUGAAUUUGUUAUGACUCAUGAUACCCUUUCUUUGUGCCUGCUUUCAACCACCUUCUUUCUGUGCAUGUGCUGAAACGCUUCUUAUAGAUACUACCUAGCAAAGUUGUAAUUCCAAAUCCAUUUUUUUUUCGUAGAUCAAACAAUCAUUUUGAAAGGCAUGCACACUCACACACACUCACACAAUUACUUUCUUCAGCAUAUUAGAUACUCACUGAACAUAGCUCAAGAGGCACACGACCAUGAUGAAAAUUCGGACCCAUCAAAAACACUCAGACUCAAUGUCAUUUUAUUUUUAAGUACUCACAAUAUUAAGUCACUGUCACAUGUCGUACUACAACAACCAGA